This is a messenger RNA of Spodoptera littoralis (African cotton leafworm), 2187 nucleotides long. The record is from the annotation of a GenBank genome assembly. Lineage: Eukaryota; Metazoa; Arthropoda; Insecta; Lepidoptera; Noctuidae.
AUGUCCCCUCUGUGGAUCUUGCUAACAUUGCUCCCCGUCCUGGGGAGCGCGGAAAGGUUCAACUGUAAAGGUCGGAUCUUGGGCGCGUACUAUGCAGACGCUAAGUCUGGCUGCAAGGCCUUCCACGUGUGCGUGAGGGUCGCUGGAGGAGGGAUCAGGGACUUCAGGUUCUUCUGUCCCCCGGGCACACUGUUCCACCAGGAGGCGCAAACCUGCACGGACUGGGGAGACGACGAUCCACUCGCCUGCCCCGCCGACAUCUACGACGGUCAGUUCGAUCUCUACAGGAUCGGAUCCGGAUUUGACACCAAGAAGUUGUCGUCUUAUGGAAAUCGCGAUGAUGAAGCUGAGUUCGGUCUCCAGCGCGCUGAGACCGGUGACCGUCGGCUGUCCCAGAACAAUGUCGCCCAGAGUCGACCUGACUCUGACCUUCGAGCAGCACACUCGUCCGACUUCUUCAGCGGACAACGUGACCGUGGCCGUGAUGAACAAACCCCUCCCGCUUCCUCUCCAUCCCCAGUCUCCUCCCAACAACCCUACCAACGACAGUCAUUCCGUAGACCUACUACCCAACGUACUUACCCCACAACCCAGCGCACAUUUCCCACCACACAGUACACCACACCUGCACCACCUCCAUCCAGUCAGCCUCCUGUGCCACCCCAGCAGUAUGACGUACCUUCUAAACGUAAACUUGUGAGAAAACGUCCCAUAUACGUCUCGACUAAAGCCCCACCCACAACUUUCCUACCAAACACUCCUCCCCAACAACAACAGCUGCAGCAGCAACAGCAACAACAGCAGCAACCACAACAACAACAACAACAGCAACAGCAGCAAUAUUCUGAGCCGCAACAGCAAAACUUUAACCGCCGAUUCAACGCACAAAACAGACAACAAGCCUUCACUCCUCCUCCAAACGUUCCUCCACAAUACAAACAGUAUAAAGAUGAAUACGUCGAAGUUCCUAGAGUGACUCCAAAACAAAAUAACAGGUUCUAUCCCAACGGUGCUCCUACCACUUUCCCACAGCCCUCGUCCACAGCGGCCCCUCGGUUUAAUAAAAAGGAAGGUCUUAUUGAAUUAUAUAAUUACGACGCACAAUCAACUCCGGGACUAAAUGUUCAGAACGAAAAUCGACCCUUCAAAGUUAGAAAUAGCUUCAAUGUACAAGAUGUUCCUAGAGACCCAGAAUUCGCGCGUGCCAAGAACUUUAAUAACUUCAACAACAGAGUGGAGAACAACAGAGAGAAUGUUAGAGACACACCUACAACUGUAGACUACAGCGUUCCCGCAAGAACUUUCCCUACCACUACACCAGCCUACAAAAACUUCAACAGCGUCUCAUAUGAACCCGAAAAGAAUAAUUUCGUUCCUUACUCGAAACAAACUUAUUACAACAGUCCUACGACCACGAGCGCUCCAUCGACUACGAUCUACACGACAUCACGCCCUGAACCUCCACUUAACUUGAACACAGUGGCAUACAACACCAACCUCGCCUUCAACACACAGUCUGCUAGUUUUGCCGAGGACACUGAUGAAGAUGAUGGCCAGUAUCAUCCUCCACAAGGAGAAGAUGACGGACAGUACCGUCCAGAAUUAUAUGACCGGGAGUUGCUAGCUGGUGCUCAUUCACUCAAUAUUGCUGCAAGUGGCAAUAGGCUUCCAGAAGAACGCAAAAAGUAUGCAAAGACACAACCUCCACCGAAACCUUCAGCUCAAACUGCAGCCCCAAGGCCAUUCAGGCCUGCACCUACACCGACUGCACCUCCCACUACGAGAGCACCGGAACCAAUUUAUACGACAACACCUCAGCCGCAGACGAUAAACACGCAGCGCACUUUCGAUUACUUCCAAACGUACACCACGACGUCGAGGCCCACUGAUUAUCAAGCAUUGAACCAGAACUUCCCUUCAGCUAAUGAUGCACCUGCCGGUCCCACGACGACUGUAGCUCCAAGAGCACCAGAGACGAGGCCGCCUCGUCCACCGAGCCGCGUGCCCGUGCCGCCCUCGCCACCAUCUACUCCGGCACCACGGCCCACCACUCGUGCACCACAUUUCGCGAAACCUGCACAUGAUAAAGAAGAUAACAGUUAUGACUACGCGUAUUAUGACUCCGACCCAGGAUUCACCGAGUACGAGCAUAUAGAAGAAUUUGGUAAAACUAAAACAAGAGCGUAA